This is a messenger RNA of Ectocarpus siliculosus, 573 nucleotides long. The record is from the annotation of a GenBank genome assembly. NCBI's taxonomy places the organism in Eukaryota, Phaeophyceae, Ectocarpales, Ectocarpaceae.
AUGCGAUUGCCGGAAGGAUGUGGUGCGUUGUCGGGGAAGAUUGUGCAGUUGAACAAGAGCCUUUACGGUUUGAGGCAGUCGGCACAACUCUCUCCCGCAGAGACAACAGUGGUAUACGUGAGAGUUGAAGUCGCGUCCUCGAAGGGAGCAGUCGAGAGGGCGGGGGAAGCGCAGAAAGCGGCGAGCAGCGCUCCGCUCCCCUCAAUAGCUUCGAUUCCUCCAAAUCGCCUCUUUAGAAAUAGCCAGGUAGCUCGAUAUGUGUACUCUGGUCAACGACCAUAUAUCUCGUGUUGCACCGCUGCUCGCGUACAACGUAUCAUGCUGGAGGCGGACGAUGCGAUUGCGCGGCACGAGGAGGCUGCAACGGAGAAAGCAACAGGGCUACUUGCUUCAAGGACGUGCGAGGAAGCGGAAGGGAACGGCCACCUUGAGGUCCUUCAAUGGGCUAGAAACAAGGGAUGUCCCUGCUCAAGAUACGAUUGCCGAUACGCUGCACAAGGACACGAUGAUGUGUCUGCAUGGAUUAGCAAAGUUUAUGCCAACACCGAAACACGGGACAGUGCCACAGCAUAA